Triticum urartu is the source of this 1165-nucleotide messenger RNA. The record is from RefSeq and is a predicted model, not a curated record. NCBI's taxonomy places the organism in Eukaryota, Viridiplantae, Streptophyta, Magnoliopsida, Poales, Poaceae.
GUAUAUCGGAGUGUAUGGUGUGCUCGUUCUGAUCGCCUUAGCGCAAUACUUCUACACUGCUGGUUCAUCUCCAGGCUAUGUUAUUGAUGCAAUGCAAGCCAGUGGUGGGAUGCAUGCAACCUUCAUCAAUACCGCCACUCUUUCAAAACAAUCCAGUUCAAAACAUGGAAGCUUAAAGUCCACCACAAACCGGCCUGAUCUAGAGAAACUUAGACCAAUGUCUUCUUCAUCGUCAUGGUUGCAUCAAAUUGUGGAUCUUUAUCCUCCUGGGUCAAGCAACAGGGAUUGGACUUGCCAAUAUUGCAAAAUUAUCCAGCCACCUCGUACCAGGCACUGCCAUGAUUGUGAUAAAUGUGUCCUUCAGUUUGACCAUCACUGUGUUUGGCUUGGAACGUGCAUUGGCAAAAAGAACCAUUGUCGUUUUUGGUGGUACAUAUUUGAAGAAUCAAUCCUGUCUACCUGGACUGUCGCUCUGUACAUUGAGUCACUGCAUUUAGAUAUUGAGAAAGUCUGGUGGAAGGAUUUUAUUGGUGUAAUCCUGUUGGCAGUAUUGAUAUUUAUCCUUAUGUUCCUGCUGUUGUUGUUGAUGUUUCAUACUUAUAUUGCUCUCACAAAUCAAACAACCUAUGAAGUGGCCAGAAGGAAGCGGAUAUUCUACUUAAGGGGAAUUCCUGAUAGAGUUCAUCCGUUCAGUAAAGGCAUAUGCAGAAACAUCUAUGACUUCUGCUUCACUAGAGAGAAUGGAUUUGUUCUCGAGGCCGUGCCCCCAAUUGAGGAGCUGGAAGCCAGAGCAGCCCCGUACACAUGCCGAGACCUGUUUUGCUGCCGAUGCUGCUGAUACAUGCGUUGUACUGUACCAUUCGUUACCCCCCAGCAUGUGCUGCAACCCAUCAUUGAAACUUGCUCGCGAGUGGAAGCAUGUCUUUCGGAGCUCCGCCAGUAGAUGCCCUUUGAGUUCAUUUCCAUGUGAAGGUGCAUGUACAUUCUUAGCGACAAGAAAAUGUGUGUGUGGUCCGUGGUAUAGAUGACUGUCCCUAUGAUAUGAGCAACAUUCGACUGAAAGAAGGUCCUGAGGACAGAAACUGUGCCAGGCGACUGCUUGCGCUUCUGUACAAAAAUGUGCAUUCGAGUUGUGGUUGUUUAUGCCAGUGUUCAGUUUACUCUC